Molecule: messenger RNA, 1983 nt
Organism: Phlebotomus papatasi
Lineage: Eukaryota; Metazoa; Arthropoda; Insecta; Diptera; Psychodidae
Gene: Paics
Product: bifunctional phosphoribosylaminoimidazole carboxylase/phosphoribosylaminoimidazole succinocarboxamide synthetase
Exons: 4
Coding region: 627-1907 (426 amino acids)
Biological process (GO): 'de novo' IMP biosynthetic process
Molecular function (GO): phosphoribosylaminoimidazolesuccinocarboxamide synthase activity
Source: RefSeq, a predicted model, not a curated record
CGCAAGGUGGAUGAGGUACAUCCUGUUCGAAUUUCGAAGUGCUCAAGUGUCAAAAUGUGACGGUCUUCACAUUGUUGUGAGGAAAAAAGCAAAACAACGACGCUUGCUGUUCUUGUCCCAUUAUUUAAUCACUCCAUAAUCACCGAGUAACCUUUUUGUCAGCUUUUUAGUGCGAUAUUUGAUAAAUUUUUCCAAUGUUCGAAAAUUUAGUAUGAAAAUUCGUAAUUGAGUUUGAAUUCUUCGAACAUCAACGACUUUUUGUGCAAAUAGAGUUCCAUUUACCUUUUCAUCCAAGACGGAGAAUCAAAAUCUACUUGUGAUUAGGCUCAAUCACAAAAUCACGAAAGAUUUUUCAGAUAUUUUACAACAGAAGGCGGUAACUGCAUUAUGGUGGAGAUGACCCGGACACCGUGUCCGCCUGUGUUUAGUCCGCCCAUACUUGUCGCGUCAUCUAAAAAACUGUUUUGCAGCAUUUUCAUUCACACCAUCAGCACACUUCUCACAUUUUCAGUAUAACUCUCGUAGAACGACCACGUUUUACGCUCUUCGUAAUAAAAUAUCAUUACAUACACGAUUAAAUUCAGUGAUAUUUUGCAAUUUUCCAAGCUGUCUCAAAGCAAUUUAAAAUGUCUUUCACCGAAAUUGGAGGUCACAAAUUGGGAAAAUUGAUUAUAGAAGGCAAAACGAAGCAAGUGUACGAUUUGCCCAAUAAGAAAGGGCACUGUUUAAUAUUAAGCAAAGAUCGCAUUACGGCGGGUGAUGGGGUUAAAGCACAUGAUUUAGCUGGAAAAGCAGCAAUCUCCACACAAACUAAUGGAAAAGUUUUUGAGCUAUUAAAUGCAGCUGGACUCAAUACGGCUUUUGUGGAGACAGUUACCGAAACUGCCUUUAUUGCCAAAAAAUGUUUUAUGAUACCAAUUGAAUGGGUUUGUCGUCGUUUAGCAACAGGUUCAUUUCUAAGACGCAAUCCAGGCGUUCCAGAAGGUUUUCGUUUUUGUCCACCAAAGCAGGAGAUAUUCUUCAAGGAUGAUGCAAAUCAUGAUCCUCAAUGGUGCGAAGAGCAAAUUUUAGCCGCUGGUUUUGAAUUUAAUGGGCGAAAGAUAGGCCAAAAUGAGAUAGAUUUCAUGCGUCAAUAUACAAUCGUUGUUUUCGAAAUUCUCGAGAAAGCAUGGGCCACCCGACAAUGUGCCCUUAUCGACAUGAAAAUUGAAUUCGGCGUCAACGAUGAUGGUAAUAUUAUCUUAGCGGAUGUUAUUGACUCAGACUCUUGGCGUCUGUGGCCAGACGGUGAUAAACGUCUCAUGGUGGACAAGCAAGUUUACAGGAAUCUUACAAAAGUCAGUCAAUCAGACUUAGACACAGUUAAGCGCAAUUUUGAAUGGGUGUCUAAACAACUUGAUAAUAUUAUUCCUAAAAAUGAUAGUCUUGUUGUGAUUCUCAUGGGAAGUGCCUCUGAUCUGGUACAUUGCGAAAAGAUAGGCAAGUACUGUCAGGAAUAUGGCUUAAAUGUGGAACUUCGUGUUUCAUCAGCUCACAAGGGAACUCGCACAACACUUGAUAUUGUGGCAGAGUAUGAAGGAAGUCUUGGAAAGCUUGUUUUCAUUACCGUGGCUGGACGUUCAAAUGGGUUAGGACCCGUUUUAUCUGGAAAUACAACUUACCCUGUUAUUAAUUGUCCGCCUGUUGAUUAUGCUAAUGUAAAUCUGGACAUUUGGUCUAGUCUAAAUGUACCUUCAGGUCUUGGAUGUUCAACUGUAAUUUACCCAGAAGCAGCUGCUCUUCACGCUGCUCAAAUUUUGGGAAUAAACAACUAUUUCAUAUGGAGUAAAUUGCGAGUAAAGCAGUUAAAACUUCUAUCAGCUUUGCAAAAAGGUGAUGCUAACGUAAAGGGUGUAAGAACAGCUUGAAACUUUGUAAUUUUUAUGGGUAAUACCAAUCUGCAUGUGAACUAAACUUUAAUAAAAAAGAAUAUACAUACACACA